UGAUUACUGUGCAGUCAGGGAACUCGGUAAUAGAGCAAUCAGAGAGAGAGAGAGAGAGAGAGAGAGAGAGAGGGGGUUCUGUAACCUCGGCACAGUUCGUUCAUUCUCGUACAGCGUGUUCACUCCUCCUCUGUCUCUCCUCUUCAGGUUUCGGAUGUGACAGGUGAUUCGGCUUGUCUGUCUGGCUGUGUGUAGGUCUGGUCGGGCUCAAAGCAGCGGAUGUUCUGGGGCAAGGCUUUCACUCCCACCGCGGUGAGGCUGGACUGAUAACACUCACCAUGGCGCAGGAACCGGAGGGGAACAACCGGCUCUUGCAGGACGUGCUGACGAGACCGGGCAACGAAACGUGCGCGGACUGCGGCAAUCCAGAGCCGGACUGGGCGUCGCUGACUUUAGGUGUGUUUGUUUGCCAGGCCUGCUCACUCCUGCAUCGGAGCAUUCCCCACAUCAGCCGGGUCAAGUCCAUCCAGGAAACAUGGGAGGCAAGUGAUGUGGAGCUGGUGGCUGCUCUCGGAAACACAGCAGCCAAGGCCAAAUAUGAGCAGAAAGUCCCCGCUUUCUACUACAGACCAACACACACAGACUGCAAGCUGCUGAGAGAGCAGUGGAUCAGAGCCAAGUACGAGAGAAAUGAGUUUGAGUUUAUCGAGAAACAGGAGCCUUACUCUUCAGGGUACAGAGAGGGGUUUCUAUGGAAACGAGGAAGAGACAACGGUCAGUUUCUCAGCAGAAAGUUCAUCUUGUCUGAGAGAGAGGGAGCACUAAAAUACUUCAACAAGCAGGAUGCAAGGGAUCCUAAAGCAGUGAUGAAAAUUGAGACCCUCAAUGCCACUUUCCAACCAGCCAAGAUCGGCAACCCCUGUGGUCUGCAAAUCACCUACCUGAAAGAUAACAGCACAAGGAACAUCUUCGUCUACCACAGCGAUGCUAAGGAAAUGGUGGACUGGUUCAAUUCUAUCAGAGCAGCCAGGUUCCACUACCUACAGGUAGCCUUCCCUGGAGCGAGUGAUGAGGAGCUGGUGCCCAAACUGACCCGGAACUUCAUGAGGGAAGGCUUCAUGGAGAAAACAGGUCCAAAGCACACGGAGGGCUUCAAGAAGAGGUGGUUCACUAUGGAUGACAGGAGGCUCAUGUACUUUAAAGACCCUCUGGACGCCUAUGCCCGUGGCGAGGUGUUCAUCGGCAGUAAGGAGAACAGCUACACCGUCCAGUCCGGCUUGCCCCCGUCUACACAGGGCUGCCACUGGAACCACGGCAUCACCAUCGUCACGCCGGACAGGAAGUUCCUGUUUGCCUGCGAGACAGAGGCUGAGCAACGGGAUUGGAUUGCAGCCUUUCAGCGAGUCAUAAAUCGCCCAAUGAGGCCACAGGAAUAUGCAGUGGAGGCCCAUUUUAAACACAAGCCUUGAAGCCUUCAGGAGGCCACAACUCAGCUGGUCCCGGCCCAGUCUCAUCAGAUCAGAGCUGAUCCUAAUGUGUGACCACGGACCAAUGCGGGAGGCGGUGGGGUUAGUGUACAGGAGGAGCGAGGAGGAGUAAAGAUAAAGAAGAAAAAAGAAGAUAAAAAACACAUCUGGACUCACGUCUAUCUGUGUGUUCAAAACUUGAAGUCUAAUGGGACUGUUGGUCAGUCAUGGGACAAAACAAAGAUUAGAGGCCAAAAGGACCGAUGAUGUCAUCACUACUGCGCCUAAACAACCUUGUGCUAUACAUUAACCAUCCUUCCUUUUCUCCUCUACCGUAUUGUCAUGUCUUUCCUCGCAACCCCUCCCCCCCCUGUACCUACCUGAAACUGCUACCUGUAAUCUAAUGUAAGUAUGUAAUUUAGAGUCAUUUCACUGGUUGCUGAACAAGACAAUGCAAUGUUAAUUUAUUGAAUGUACAGUUUGGAUGACAGUGGCUUUCAGAGUGUGUGGAGUAGUGACAUUUUUUGUGUUCAGGACGCUGACCCUCUGGCACUGAAACCCUGUUAAACCUGAACCUUACAAAGUGCUGUUAACAACAAAUAUGCAUAAAAAACAGAUCCACUCUCAGUGAUCACCGUCGCUGUUAAUGUAGCCGGAGGUGGCUGAUCUGCAUCCAGACAGGGUCUUUUUAAAACCUCCGUCGGAACAGCUGUUCUCUUAUUUAUUUGUACUGUUGAACAUACUGAGUCGUUGUGGACAGUUAUCGCUGCUUUAAAGGAUUGUAAUGUGACAGGAUUGUAAGUUGUGAAACACUUCUACAGCUGAUUUUCUUUUUUUUUGUUUUGCAUCUGGUUUCAAAGGCACAUCGUUGUGUUGACCCUUAUACUGCAGUGAUGUUUCAUUAUAAAAACUUGUCAUGACUUAACAUGAAUACAGAUGAACUUGAAAACCUGUGUCAUUGUUUGC
This is a messenger RNA of Labrus bergylta (ballan wrasse), 2372 nucleotides long. NCBI's taxonomy places the organism in Eukaryota, Metazoa, Chordata, Actinopteri, Labriformes, Labridae. The record is from RefSeq and is a predicted model, not a curated record.